AAGACGGGCAGUGUUCGAAGCGACCGAGAACACAGUAUUCGCGUAUGCAGCUGCUGGAACUGGAGAAGGAGUUCUACUUCAACCGAUACCUGUGUCGGCAACGUCGCGUAGAACUGGCCUCACAGCUGCAACUAUCUGAGCGCCAGGUCAAGAUCUGGUUCCAGAACCGGCGCAUGAAGUUCAAAAGGGAACAACGCGCCGCCGGAGUGUGGCCCUUAGAAGACGGCGCGGACGAGGAGUCAUCCUGUUCACCCACCGCUGUGUCACACAUCCACGGUUGCCUGAAGACAGACAGGUACCCUACCGGACUACUGGAAAAUUGGGAAGGUUCUCCCAGUCUACAAAUCAGUACCUGGCUCGCGAACAACGCCACGAGCCUUGCACCUGGAAGCAAGCCGGGCUACCACCAGCACAUAGCCAAUGGCCUCGACCAAAGUCGACACCGACACGCUACUGCAACAACUCACACGGGCACGAACGGAGCAACGACGGACUGCGCGGGGAGCCACCACCAGUGUCUAGGAACGCGCCACGUGAACCACGGCACGCCAAACCGUUGCUGCGGAUGCAGCAAUGGGAUAUGGCCACAGUCGUCCGCGAGGAAGGCCUCCGAGGCAAGGUACCAGCAGGCGGCGAAGGCAGCGCCACAGUGCAACCUCACGAAGGAGGCAUAGCCAGACCAGCAGAGCCACAAUGCGUGUGGUUUAG
Messenger RNA from Dermacentor silvarum, 708 nucleotides. Its product is annotated as homeobox protein HOX3. The record is from RefSeq and is a predicted model, not a curated record. The transcript is spliced from 3 exons. Bases 45 to 674 code for a protein of 209 amino acids. Gene Ontology annotation, biological process: regulation of transcription by RNA polymerase II. Gene Ontology annotation, cellular component: nucleus. Lineage: Eukaryota; Metazoa; Arthropoda; Arachnida; Ixodida; Ixodidae. Gene Ontology annotation, molecular function: DNA-binding transcription factor activity, RNA polymerase II-specific; RNA polymerase II cis-regulatory region sequence-specific DNA binding.